UUUGAUUGUAUCGAAAUGCAUGAUGCGUUUGAAUGCACUGCAGUCGUCGAGAAACUACCGAUACAGAUUGAAUCAGUCGCCACGUGCGGUGCGACGUUGCUUGUUGGCACGAAUAAAGGACAUUUGUUGCUCUAUGAAAUGACGUCAUCAGGAGAUGGUUCGUCGCAGAGGUUGAAAGUUGAGUUGAAACGGACAAAUAGAAACUUUGCUAAGAAGCCUAUUGGACAACUGGAAGCCAUUGGAGAACUUGGAAUAAUUAUUAGUUUGGCGGACAACAUUGUUAGUGUUCAUGACUUGGACACAUUUGGUCUACGAUCAACACUAAUGAAAACGAAAGGGGCCACACUGUUUGCUAUUGACUUUCAGGCUAGUCGGCUGUUCAAAUCAUCAGCUCACAACUACAAACUACGAAUGUGUGUUGUUGUCAAACGAAAGCUAGAGUUGUUUGAGUGGAUUGAUGGAAGCUUCGAAGAGUUGAAGUCUGAUCUUGGACUACCAGACAUAGCAAAGACAUUAGCAUGGUGUGGAGAUUCAUUGUGUGUUGGCUUCAAGAAGGAAUAUAUUUUUGUUAAGGUUGCUACAGGUGAGAUUACUGAUCUCUUUCCAACGGGAAGUAAACAGCAGGAGCCGUUGAUUACAGUGAUACCUAAAGCUCCUAAUACAGAACUGGCACUAGGCAGAGAUGAUGUGACUAUAUUUAUUGAUGCUGUCAGUGGGAAACCAACUCAGAAACAUGCAACAACAUGGAGUAGCACGCCUGUGUGUUUAGCCUACAGUCAGCCAUAUCUCAUUGCUGUAUUACCAUCGCAAGUUGAGAUACGUACAAUUGAACCUCGCACAUUAGUUCAGAGCAUCGAGUUAGCAAAUCCAAGGUUCAUCACAAUCAAAGAUUCCAUUUAUGUGGCAUCGCAGUCGACCGUGUGGCGCCUGUCACCUGUCGCCACAUCAGUGCAGAUACAGCAGCUUAUUCGGGACAAACAGUUUCAGCUGGCACUCAAUUUGGCAGCAAUGAUUGAUGAUGAUGAUCCGACCAAGGCAGAUAUUGUUCACAAAAUUCAGUAUCGUCACGCUUUUAGUCUGUUUAUUCAGCGGCGGUUUGAAGAAUCAAUGAAUAUAUUUACUGAAAUUGACACUGGUCCCAUAGAGGUUACAGCUCUCUUUCCAAAUCUCUUACCGAGUGGAUUUCGACGAACAGUGGAGUUUCCUAUCCCCCCACCGACUCUCGUUGGUGUAGAUUUGGAGAAAGGUCUCACUGCCCUCACCACUUAUCUCAUGCAGAAACGCUCAGAGCUUCAGAAGAGCACCGAGAAGAGUAAACAAAGCAAAGAGAAUGCACAGAAGAGACAGAUGGGUGACGACGUGAGAGGCAAACGUGGCAGAGAUGACACGCCAGAUAGACAGUCAGGAGACGACAGAAAGUCAGCAGAAGAACGAGCAGAAAUCAGCCAGAUCAUUGACACAACGUUGCUGAAGUGUUACCUGCAGACAAAUGAUGCUCUCAUUCGUCCACUUCUGAGUCUAAAAGACAACAAUUGUCACGUGGAAGAGUGCGAACGUGUGCUAACACGAGCCGAGAAGUACAGCGAACUCGUACUACUAUACGAAAGCAAGGGCAAACACAAGAAAGCGUUGGACUUGCUGCUACAGCGAGCUCAUAACAAAGUUGGUUCUCUACGUGGGCACGAGAGCAUGGUGAAGUACUUGCAGAAAUUAGGACCAGAAAAUAUUGGUUUGAUUCUCGAGUUUUCUCGAUGGAUAUUGGACAAGCAUCCGGAGGCAGGACUGAAGAUAUUUACAGAAGAUGUGUCUGAAGUGGAGAGUUUACCUCGGCAGAAUGUGUUGGACUUCUUGCUGGGCAUCAGUCAGGAUCUGGCCGUGCAAUACCUGGAGUCGAUAUUCACCACCUGGAAGGAUCAAACUCCAGACUUUCACAACCAACUGAUCAUGUUCUACAAGGACAAAGUCGACCAUCUCUGGGACCCUCAGUAUGAGCAUCUAGCAGCAGGAGAAGAACCUGGUGAGUUGGGACGAUAUCGACGGAAGCUGCUGGCGUUCCUAGUCUCGUCAAAGUUCUACAAACCCGAGAGGCUCAUCACACGUUUUCCUCAAGGAAAAAUGUUUCAUGAACGAGCUUUGUUGUUGGGUCGACUCAAUCGGCAUGAGCAAGCGUUAGCCAUCUAUGCUCUUGUGCUAAAGAACAUGCAACUCGCCAAAGAUUAUUGCUCUCGUAUGUACAACAAGGAUGAAGAGCAAAGCAAAGACGUCUAUCUUUCUCUGUUCACCAUGUAUCUCAAUCCACCCGACUUUCAGAAGCUUGGAGUCAUUGUUGGUGGGGGCGUGUCCGUACCCACUCAGCCAAACAUCGAGGCUGCACUACAAGUUCUUGUUGAACAUCAUCACGAGAUUGACACACCAAAGGCUCUCAGUGCGUUGCCGUCAUCGACAAAAUUGGAGAGAGUUCUACAGUUUCUUGAGAAUGUUGUGGAGAAGCAGUCGGUGCAGAAGCGACACAGUCAAGUGCUGAGAAGCCUUUUCUUCUCGGAAUUAUUGCAAGUUGAACAGAUGAGAAUUCGUGCUGAAAGUCAUUGUAUUCCCAUCGGUGAGGAGCGACUGUGUGAGUCUUGUAAGAAGCGUCUAGGAACAAGCGCAUUUGCACGCUUCCCAGAUGGCCGAAUUCUUCACUUCUGGUGUUAUGAGCAAAAGAUGAAGAGAAGAAGCCAAGGCAAGCUUUUGAUAUGACAACCAACAAGUAAGAUGUUAGAGUAGUGACGCCAUUUUAUGUUUGCUAUAAUCAGACAAUGGACGGUGAUCAGCUUUGUGUCAUGUUCUAUUCUAGUAUUGCAUUUGCAGCAUUCGAAUUAAUUAAUUGACAAUAGGUAGAUGUUCACAGGGUAGACGACACAAGAAUUGAUUUUGACACACAC
Molecule: messenger RNA, 2924 nt
Organism: Corticium candelabrum
Lineage: Eukaryota; Metazoa; Porifera; Homoscleromorpha; Homosclerophorida; Plakinidae
Product: vam6/Vps39-like protein
Exons: 29
Coding region: 16-2739 (907 amino acids)
Biological process (GO): vesicle-mediated transport; endosomal vesicle fusion; intracellular protein transport
Cellular component (GO): membrane; cytoplasm
Source: RefSeq, a predicted model, not a curated record